This is a messenger RNA of Naegleria lovaniensis, 1128 nucleotides long. RefSeq lists its product as uncharacterized. Bases 1 to 1128 code for a protein of 375 amino acids. The record is from RefSeq and is a predicted model, not a curated record. The transcript has a single exon. Lineage: Eukaryota; Heterolobosea; Eutetramitea; Acrasida; Naegleriidae.
AUGUCUUUAUUACCCUCUCCACCCCUUCUCAAAAAUCAAUCCGAUUUUUCUCAACAACUGUUGCAGUUUGCACGAAAUUCUCUAUUACCUUCAUGGCUUGCAAGAUCAUGUACUCAAUUAGUGAUCCAUCCACUCUAUAGAGCUCAAAUUGUGUUGCAAACACAGGCUUGCUCUCGCAUACCCGAAGACGAAAAAUUGAAUCAUUUUCAUGAGAAAUUUAGUGCUCCGACGUUGAUAGCGGUUGAUGAUGGAUUUUUUAGUUUAUGGAAGACUUUGGUGUAUAAUAUGAUGAAAAGUGUUCCAACGAUCGUGGUUCAAUAUGUGUUGCAGAAAUUUGUGUUAUCUCGAGUGGAGAAUGAAAAUUUGAAAAUUGCCUUGUCUGCUAUUGCAAGUGAUAUCUUGUUAUAUCCUUUGGAUUUAAUUGAAGUGGUUUAUAUGGCUGAUCGAUCGGAAGAGGGUAAAUUUGUUGGAGGACAAACAUUUCAAUUCCGAGGACUUUUUGAUUGUGUGCUUCAAAUGUAUCAACAAGCACGAGAGGAACUGGAGAUGAAAUCGUCAUCACCCUCUAAUUUCUUUUCAAUUCUGUCACAAGCAUACUAUAAGGGAUUUUUAUUUAGAACUUUAUGUGUUUCUACACCAACACAUUUACUCAAUGCCUAUGUGGAGAAUAGAAUUCAACAAAAGGGUGGCUUACUGAAAAAUCAUUGGCGCAAAGUAUUGACCAGUGGAGGAACAAAGGCCUUUUAUUCGGAAUUGUCAGAAACUCUAAGCUCUCCCACCGACUACUUUAAACAAAAGUUGACAUUUAUCAUCAAGAGUUAUUGGUUGAAGAGUAUUAUUUACUUGUUGUUGUACCCUUUGGAUACUGUUUCUCGUAAGAUGCAAGUGAAUGGCCAACCAGGAUUCUUAAGAAAAUAUACAGGAUUGAAAGAUUGUUUCACCACAACUUUUUUCGAAGAAUGUUCAGAAAAUAUCAAAGACAUGACCAUCAAUAAUGGUUUCUUUAAUGGAUAUCUUUUCAGAAGUUUGGCCAUUCCACUCUCUCUCAUCAUUCCAGCACUUGUUGUGAAAUUUGUUGGAAACUCCUCCAAUGCAGCAAGUUCCAAGAAAUUUAGUUUACUUUCUUAA